Molecule: messenger RNA, 513 nt
Organism: Entrophospora sp. SA101
Lineage: Eukaryota; Fungi; Glomeromycota; Glomeromycetes; Entrophosporales; Entrophosporaceae
Source: the annotation of a GenBank genome assembly
AUGAGUAGUAGGGGUAUGCUAACUAUAACAUAUGCACUAAAUAUACCAGAUCAAGGUUGGAAGGGGGAAUAUGGUAAAAUUGAUAAUGAAAUGAUUUCAAAUUGGUUAAGUUCAAAAUCAAUGCCACAUCAUACAAGACCUCAUAAAACACCACCACCAAUUAUGAUGAAUAAUAAUAAUCAGAACAGUUAUUAUAGAACAUCAAUUAAUCCUGAAAGCGCUUUAAAAUAUUUAACAAUGACACCACCACCACAAUCAUCAAGUCCUCUAUUAAUUACUAAUUCAAUAACUGAUCCAAGAUCUGUAAAUGAUGAUAAUUAUAUUAUUAGAUUUCAUGGUAGUGACGGUACAAUGAGUGAAAGAUAUAGUAAUGUUAUUAUUAAUAAGAGAAAACCUAAACUUGAUCCUAACAGUAAAAUAAUUGUUUGUGGACAUAUAGAUAUGAUAAAUGUUGUUGAGCAAUCGUUGAAAGGUCUAGGUUAUACUGAGGAAGAUUUUAUAUUAAUAGCAUAG